AUGGAUCGAUAUGGUUUGUUGGAGCGUAUCCGGCGACGGAUUUUAAAUGAUGAAAAUAAAAUAGAUAAUCGGAAGAGCUAUGGAAUUGAGAAAGUUGCAAAUAAAACUAAGAAAUUUCGUAUAACGUACCACGAGAUGUCACCUACAAAGAAUACAUUUGAAGAGAAUGUGUUACGAAAGGUACAGAAUAUCCGCGGUUCUGUUGCAUUUAAGCAGUGCUGUCAGAAAUUGAGCGGUUAUGAUGAUGAAAAUGUUGAUAUUAUUGCUAAGCCUUACAAGUCCAUGCCAUUAUUAUACACUUCGAAAAGCAUUUUUCGAGUUGACAAGAAUAAUUGUGGGAAAAGUAUGGACUUUUUUCACAACAAGCGCUUCUCUUCCGGUGCUUGCUGUUCUGGAAGCUGGGCACACGGAUCAUCACUAACAUUUGCAAAAGAAGAAUCGCAAAUAAAAAAAGCUGUAGUUGGCGUGCGGAAUAAUAAAAAAAAAUCGCACUUGUCGCAGUCUACACGUUUGCGUUCCAGGAAUAAAAUGGAUGAAAUUAAGAAAGGCAAAGUAAGACGGCCGCAAAUUCCGGCAGUAAAAUCCAGUGAUACCUUCGAUUGGUCAACAAAAGAUAGGACGGUAUCGCAACAUGUAAAUCUGAAUAUCGAUGGCUCUGGACAUAGUAUUUCUUGUGACGAAAUCAAUGUUAAAAUCAAACAGUCAUUUAGCACUUUAAAUAAUUUGGAGAGUGAUAUCGAUGAGGCUGCACGCUUUUUACAAACAUCAUUUUCAAAUCGACUGUCGAUUUCUUCACCGUUAGAAUACAACAAAGUGGAUGACAACUUUUCCUCCAAAGGAUACAUUUUGGAAAAGGACGCUUACAACAACCACCUCUUCCCUAAGCAAAAUAUCAAAGGUAUAACACGCGGUAAAAUACUGGGUUGUCAGUUGAGAACUCAUAUUGCUUAUGGAAAAAAUAUUACUGAAAUGAGUCAGCAUCUUCGAGAUGUUCGCAAUGCGUUCAAUAACGAAAGAUUACGUGAAUAUGAAGUCAGUGAUGGAAUGGAUUCAGACGAAAGGUGUUUUGAUGGGCAGAGCAGCUUUUAUGCAACCGCGGAACAGCGCAUAAAUAAGGCACUUCAUUAUAAUUCACUUUCUAAUAAUGAACGGAAUUGUGAUCCAGUUAAAUUAUGCAUACCAACAAUUUCAAAAACUAAUUCACUUCAUGAUGAUAGUGAUACGGAUGAUGCAAUGAAUGAAAUUCAAAAUGCUAAAUCUGAAGUUACGUCAAGACAAUCGGUUAUACAUCAAGCAAGCAAUUCUAAUAUGAAGCUAAUCAAUGAGUCACCGUCGGCACAGUCUACUUUUAAUGAUGCCAGUCAAAGUGAUAAAAUCGAUAGUUCACCAAUAUAUUCAUCGCAAGAAUUACUGAAACGUAAGCAUUAUGCAAGUAAUACUGUGAAAGCACUUCGACAAUUUUAUACAGAUAGUAUGCUGUAUUUUGUUGAGCUUCGUAAACACUGUUAUCAGCGAAAGGUUGAAGAUUUGUGGAAAGUGGAAAAUAAAGAAGAAAAAAUCAAAUCGGCAUGCUUACUACUGAAACAAAAAUAUAUCAGUUCAGUUCGCAGUACAAUGUCAUUGAAAAAUUUGAUCGAUUAUCAUUUACAUGAGACAGCUCGAAUACAGCUACUUAAUCUCGAUUUACAGAAGCAUUUGUCACUGUUAAGAGGUAAGAAAAAAGAUGUGAAUUUCGAAAAAUUUCGCAAAGGUUCUGAGAAAGUGUUGCUUUUUACGAAGCAUUUCGAGAAAAAUAAUUUGGCAAAUGAACUGGAGAAAUGGGAAUUGAAAUUAAAGACACGUUCACGUGGCUUUAAAAUUAAUGGAGAGCGUGCUAUGAACAUUGACAAUACAAGGUCUUCAUUAUCAAGUCCUCUUCGUGUUUUCCGACAUAUCCGAAAAACGAAAGUGCAAAAACCAACAAAUUACAACAAAAACUUGGAACAAUUGCGUGAAGAGUUAAAAUGGAAAAGAAAAGAAGCAGAUUUCAUGAAGAAGACAUUCGACCAGAGAGUAAUGCGCAAUGAUCAGUGUGAGGAGAACUCACUGAGGGCGCAAAUCGAUGCCCAUGUACGUUACAUUACGGAAACUGAAAAAGACAUUGCACAACUUAAUAAAUUGGAAAAUGAAAGUGGUGAUAAUAGUGAAAGGUCAAAAUCAAGUUAUGAACGAUAUCCAUUUUUAUCAUCGAUGAAUGUCGGUGCAGCAAGUGCAUUUUUGGAAGCUGAUAGCAAUGAAACAAGUUUCAAUGCUGAUAUUCACUCUAUAAACAAAUCCUGCAAUUUUGAAUUUAAUUCUAAAAAGAAAAAUAUAGAAAGCCAAUUUUCGAAGCCACCAUCAGAAGAAAAAUCAGGAAUUGCCGGUGCAUCUGGAAAAUACAAAAAUCUUCGUUCACCCAGAAAAACAUAUGAUGCAUGUUAUUUUGUCGAAUUAUCUUCAAGCAACACUUUGACACCUUCAGAACGGCUUAUUGAACAAUCUCAGAAAACAAAUGUUAUCGAAAAAAAUUACAGCGCUUCAAACGAAACACAAGUAUCCAUUGAUAAAAAAUCAGCUUAUGUUCCAAAAGUUUCAAAAGAUUCUACCGAUUUUAUUAUUCAUUCACCAGAAAGUACUCAUUCCAGUGAAUUGAUAUAUGGUGAAACUGCAAAUUUUAAACAGGAUACUUCAAAAGAGGCACUAUUAGUAUGUGUUGCUCAUCGAUCCGAUAUAAAUGACAGUAAAUUGGAACAACAGAAACAAUCAAUUGUUAAACCAAACGAUGCUAAUGAUGAAAGCAAAACUAGUACGGAGGGAUGUAAUUUGCUUUGUAAUUCUCUUGAUGAACAAUUUUUUACACCAAUAACAUCUGAUAUUGAAACUGACAGCGAAGAGAAGAAUGGUAAUGAUGAAAUGGAAAAAGAUAGAAUUGCUUCACGAGAGUCCUUACCAAGCUUCCACACAACCAUUUCAUCGCUUACUCCGGUUGUACGAAUGAGCGGUAAGACAGCACUUACUCAAUCUCCAAGGCCGAGAAAAUUUAAACUAACGGUCAGUCCACUUUCUUCACCAAGAAGCGCUGCAUCAACCAAAUAUGCGGCAUCAAUGCCACAUGAAGAUGCUACAAGAAGUACUACAAGUAGUCCACACACAUCUAAGACAUCAGCAAAUCGUUGUAUAUCACCCUUAUCUGCAUCUCUACUUGAAUCUUUGUUAGAGGAUUCAUUGACGGCGAUGUUGACAUUGGAGCAUAGUCAAGCAUCAGAAAGUGAAACAUUUGUGCAUCAUGGUGAACAUAACAAAACUACGAAUUUAACUGCAUCCGCUGAUAACUCAUCGCAAAAUGAUCGAAGUUACGAUUUAAAUAAAAUUCCAGUGCCUGACGAUCUAAUUCCUGGUCUUGAUUUGAGUGGUGUAAAUAGCGCAGAAACCGAAGCAAUUAGUGAAAAGAAUGAUUUUCCUUCGAAGCUUUACGAACAUCCUUGUGGAAAUAAGGAAUUCAGUGUCUCUGUAGAAAUGAGGAAUAAUCAAGUGAUCAAAUCAGCAGAACUUGUGUCAUCAUCACAAUCCGGAUUUUACAUGAGUGAUGAAAAAUGGGUUAUCGCUGAAAUUCACUCAGUUGCUGAAAAGAUAUGGAAUUUGGUUAGCUCAAAACAGCCUUUAGAAAUAUUGAUCAGUGGUGAUUCAGUUGGUAUUGCAUCACAGGAACUACAAAUGAGGCAACUGCUCGUAGAUCGGUGCUGUGAAAUUGCUGAACAUUGUUUCAAGGAUGUUAGUAGCAGUCGAUAUAUGGGAUUAACAAAUAUCAAUUCUUUCCGACCUCGAAAUUUGUUACAUCUAAAAAGCAUCCUUCAAAAACAGCUUUCGAAGUAUUAUGAAAGUAAUAAACAAAACGGAAAGGAUAAGAAACGCUGGGAAUUAUUAUCACGUGGACUCAAUUCCGAUAUCGAAAAUAUCAUUUUGGAGGAGAUUUAUUCGGAACAAGAUGGUUGGGAAGCUAAAUUGGAACAUUAUGAAGAUGAAAUUAAAAAUGAGUUAGUUGCUGAAUUAUGGCAUGAGCAAUUGGAUGAAUCAUUAUUAGUUGUCAUUGAUAUGUGA
Messenger RNA from Brugia malayi, 4116 nucleotides. RefSeq lists its product as uncharacterized. The transcript is spliced from 27 exons. Bases 1 to 4116 code for a protein of 1371 amino acids. The record is from RefSeq and is a predicted model, not a curated record. NCBI's taxonomy places the organism in Eukaryota, Metazoa, Nematoda, Chromadorea, Rhabditida, Onchocercidae.